Messenger RNA from Vairimorpha ceranae, 978 nucleotides. Its product is annotated as ribosomal protein s6 kinase. Gene Ontology annotation, molecular function: ATP binding; protein serine/threonine kinase activity. Gene Ontology annotation, biological process: protein phosphorylation. Lineage: Eukaryota; Fungi; Microsporidia; Nosematidae. The transcript has a single exon. The record is from RefSeq and is a predicted model, not a curated record. Bases 1 to 978 code for a protein of 325 amino acids.
AUGAUAGAAAAGAAAGAUGUUAAAUGUAUUAAAAAGACACAUUGUGGAAUAUUUUAUGAUAAUUUUAUUGUUUAUAUUAAAAACAAAUUUGUUAAAACAAAUUUACAAGAACUAAGAAUAAUGAAUAAGCCUAUUAUUAUAAAAUAUGAAGAAGAAAAAUUAAUACAGUACGAAUAUUAUAAAAGAAUUGGAUUAAGACACCCAUUUUUAGUAAAUAUUUUAUUUGGAUUUCAAGAUUAUGAUAAUUUAUAUUUAUUUUCUGAUUUUGCAAAUACGAAUUUUAUAGAUUUUUUAAGAUUACGAAACGUUUUUACCAAAAAAGCAGCAAAAUUUUACAUUUGUGAAAUUAUUUUAGCUGUAGAAUAUUUACAUAGUAAAAGACUUACCUAUGGGUUUUUUAUUUUUAAAAAUAUUUUUGUAAAUGAUGCAGGACAUAUAAAAAUGAAAUACGAUUUUUUAAAUGCCAUUUUAGAAAAACGCGGAGGUGUUCGUGAUUUUAUAGAAUAUACAGCGCCUGAAUAUAUUUUAACGGGUAUAAUAACACAAUCUACAGAUAUUUGGCAAAUAGGAAUAAUAUUGUACCAUAUGUUAAUUGGAAAUACACCAUUUGAAAAUGAUUCUUAUGAUACAAUUAAACAAGGAAUUUUAACAGAUGAUAUAAUAUUUCCUGAUUUUAUAGAUAGUCAUGCGAAGGAUCUUAUUUGUAAAUUAUUAGAAAAAGAUCCAAGUAAGCGUAUUAAUUUUAUGCAAAUUAAAAGUCACGAAUUUUUCAAAAAUGUAAACUGGGAUGCAGUGUACAAUAAAGAGUUAGAACCACCUUUCUUUUUUAAAGAAGUAGAUAAAUAUAAAAAUGCAUCCCCUGCAGACUUAGAUAAAAUAUAUACAUCUGAUUAUUAUAAAAAUCAGACUAAAGAUGGAUAUGGUAAAGUGUUUAGAUAUUUUGGCACAGUAGAUGUAGAAGAUCCAUAUGUAAAAUAA